GGCGUUGUUAUUGACGCCAUAUUGCCGCUGUGGAAGAGUCAUAGAGGGGUGCACGGAGACGGACGCCGCGGCCAUCCCUCUUCAUCGGCGGCGCCAGGCCUGGUAGCCUCCCGUCCAGCCGCCCGCACCGGCCUAGAGACCCUCCCGGAUACGACCCGGGGAGGAUUUGCCGCGGGAGGAGCCGCGCCACUCCGGGAAGAGCCGGGUUAAGAGCGCCGGGCCGCGGAGAGAAAGAAAGCUGAGGCGGCGGCUGCGAACUUCAGGGCCUCAAACCUUCCUGUUCCGCGCGAGCCUCCCCGGCCGCCGUAGGUGUUUUCUUUCCCCCUGUCCCCUGCCGCCAUGGCCUGCGGAGCCACCCUCAAACGGACUCUGGAUUUCGACCCGCUCCUGAGCCCGGCCUCGCCGAAGCGGCGGCGUUGCGCCCCAUUGUCCGCCUCAGCCGCCGCCUCUGCCUCUGCCUCCGCGGCCUCCUUUUCCUCCUCGUCGUCGCCGCAGAAAUACCUCCGCAUGGAGCCCUCGCCUUUCGGGGAAGUGUCCACCCGCCUUACCACAGAGCAAAUCCUGUACAAUAUAAAACAGGAGUACAAACGUAUGCAGAAGAGAAGACACUUAGAAAAUUUCCAGCAAACAGAUCCUUGUUGUUCUACUGAUGCACAGUCGCAAGCAUUUCUUCUUUCUGGACCAGCUUUGCCAGGUACUUCAUCUGCGGCAUCAUCACCACUGAAAAAAGAACAGCCCCUAUUUACUCUUAGACAAGUUGGAAUGAUCUGUGAACGCUUGCUUAAAGAACGUGAAGAGAAGAUCCGUGAAGAGUAUGAAGAAAUCUUGACCACAAAACUUGCAGAACAGUAUGACGCUUUUGUGAAGUUCACGCAUGAUCAGAUCAUGCGACGAUAUGGAGAACAGCCUGCAAGUUAUGUUUCAUGAAUCAUGUUUUUUCUGCAUAUGUGGGCAGCCCUGAAAUCCUGUUCUAUUGUUGCAAGCUGUCCUUUAAAGACUUGCAGCAAUGCCAUAUUUCCCCUCCUCCCCUCCUGUAUACACUGGUUAUUUCAAGCUUUUGUCAGUGGCAACCACUCUUAUGCAGCAACUGGUUUUGGAGUGCUCCCUGAUGUCAGUACCACCUGGAUGUGGACCUUUGCUACCUGUUAAUACCAGUGGUCUCAUUUGCUGUAUCAUUACAAUUUGGCUUAUGUUAAUAAGUUUGAAAAGUAAAAGGAUUAAAGCUGGUGUACUAGAACUCUGCCCUUCAAUGGUCAUGUAAAUAAAAGUGUAGAAUGACACUUUGAUGGAAGUUAGUGUGGUUUUCAUAACUGUGCACUGCAAAGCUGUAUUCACAGUUAAAUUAGAAUGUAAUUCCUGGACAACUUUAAGCAAAUAGCCCACAGUACUGCCUGUGAAAUAGUGAAGGAGGGCAUUUCUGUAUUCCAUGACUUUUGGGGGGGGGGGGUUAAGAAUGGGUUUAUAUAAUUUCUCAUUUUUUGUAGGUUUUAUUUAUUCUAUCAGUCUUUAACAAAUGUUUAUUGCUGCAAUUUUUCAGUGUAUCAUUGUUUUACUGCCCUUGUAGUACUGGAAUUUAGUUGAAUAAAACAUUUACUUCUA
This is a messenger RNA of Anolis carolinensis (green anole), 1599 nucleotides long. It is a transcript of the gene akirin2, whose product is annotated as akirin 2. Gene Ontology annotation, molecular function: transcription coregulator activity. NCBI's taxonomy places the organism in Eukaryota, Metazoa, Chordata, Lepidosauria, Squamata, Anolidae. The record is from RefSeq and is a predicted model, not a curated record. Bases 340 to 927 code for a protein of 195 amino acids. Gene Ontology annotation, cellular component: chromatin; nucleus. Gene Ontology annotation, biological process: positive regulation of innate immune response; positive regulation of transcription by RNA polymerase II. The transcript is spliced from 5 exons.